UUCCAGGUCUCCGGCUGUUGCGAGGUGGGCGUGGCCGGGCGCUGAGGUUGGGCGUCCUGGCGGUGCUGGGCGUGUGGGCGUGGGUGGCGCUCCUGUCCGGGAACGGCGGUCCUUCUCCUCCACAGCAGCAUGGCAAGGUUAGCAAGUCUCCCAGCCCUCAGGUCGCCUCCAAUCAUCGCACACCAUUCUACAGUUAGCCACGCCCCUCCAGAGAGCCUAAACCACGCCCCCUUAAGAAAAGAUAAUGACAAGGCCCAGAAGGACAAGGUCAGCUUCAGCGCGAGCGAGGACGUCAACCCGAGGUACAACAUCGCGGCCAAGAAAGAAGUGGUGGACGUCGAACUCCUGCCCUUGAGAAAGCAGGACUUUGAGGACGUCCCUCUGGGCGACGCCACGAGAGAUAAGGGGGAGGGGAAGGAGGACCCAGACGGACCUGACGCGAGGGAGGACUACGAUGAAGAUGAAGAUGACGAAGACGAGGAAGAGGAGGAGGAUCAAGGGAAGUGGGGAGGGAGGAAUAGGAUGGCGAACGGAGACGGAGGCCUUGUCGAAGACGAGGACGUGAAAGCAGCUAAGGAUAACGUGGCUCUCGAGGAGCAAGGAGAGGAGGAAGGGGGGCACCACUUGAAGGCAAUGUUGAAGGACCUCCAGAAGCAAGAAAACUGGAAGUCACCCGAAGACGCGAAACUUUGGGAGAAAAACCGCAAUCUGGAGGAGAAGAGACAGUUCGACUUUGACAAUCUCGAGAAAAACGUCUGGAAGGGAGAAGACGACCUGAUGGGACUCAAGGGGAAGGUCAACGACAUGCAAACAAACGGCCUGAAGGGAGACGCAGGUGCUAUCGAGGACGACCUCAAGUUUCGUAGGAAGAGAGUGAAGGAGGUGUGCAAGAAAUACAACCUGGGUCCUCUGGCCAAACCUGGGUCUCGUCCGAGUAUCAAGCACCCGCCCACUCCCAACUACGACGUAUUCUAUAUCGAUAGAAACGACGGACUGGCCUGGUGCCCCAUAUACAAGGCCGCUUCAACGACUUGGCUCUAUAAUUUCAUCCUCCUCGGCGGCCUCUCAGACUCUUACGUCCAGAACACCAAGGAACAAGUGUCCAACGUGGCCAGGAAGCUGUGGCCUCCUCUUGAAUACAAGCAGGCCGAUAUGGCCCUAAAGAUGAGUCUCAAGUUCAUGAUCGUCCGCCACCCGUUCGAACGCAUUGUUUCCGCGUAUCGAGACAAGUUGGAGAACCUAAACAUCGGGAAGGAACACGGAAUCGAACACUUCUAUCAGAAAUACGGACGGAAGAUCGUUGCCAAAUACCGCCAGGAAGGACAAGGACCGCCAGCCGAUAGGUACUCGCAAGAUAAGGACGACCCUGCUCUCCCGCCGCCGAAGGGCAUCGAACCGACUUUCGAAGAGUUCGUGAGGUACCUCAUUAACACGGAUCUUGUUUACUAUGCGGACGACCACUGGAUGCCCUACUACCUUCACUGUACUCCGUGUCUCGUCGACUAUGACGUCAUUGCCAAGUUCGAGACCUUGGACAGGGACCAGAAGUACAUCAUCGAGAAGAGGAAGUUGGAGAAGAAGAUCAAAGUCACGUGGAAGCACCUGACGAAGGGGAAAAAGACGUCAGAUACAGUUAAAAAAUACUUUGCUACGAUAACUAAGGAUCAGUUAUUGAAGCUUUACCAGAAAUAUAAGGUUGAUUUUGAAUUAUUUAAUUAUUCUAUUGAUGAUUAUUUGUCUUACGUGAAACCGUCAUAGUAUAUGAUGUAGCUUAUUGGGGUUAGACUGGGAGUUCUAUGCACAUCUGAUACACAUAAAGUAAUGCGCAAUGGAUUGUUAUCAUUUUAAUUUUGUUUACAGGAAGAUAUACCCUUGCUUUCUUAAACACUGUAUGCACAUUUUUUAGUAUAUAUACUAACUGAUAUAUUAAAUAUCAGCCUAUUCUUUGUUCUAAUAAAGCAUUAUAUAAAGUAUGGAAAAUUAUGCCACGACAGUAUCAGGUCACAAUAAAAGAGGAGAAAAAGUGCUGGUA
Messenger RNA from Penaeus monodon (black tiger shrimp), 2032 nucleotides. RefSeq lists its product as uncharacterized. Gene Ontology annotation, biological process: carbohydrate biosynthetic process. Gene Ontology annotation, cellular component: membrane. Lineage: Eukaryota; Metazoa; Arthropoda; Malacostraca; Decapoda; Penaeidae. Gene Ontology annotation, molecular function: sulfotransferase activity. The record is from RefSeq and is a predicted model, not a curated record.